CUAUGGUGUAUAUUAACCUGAGCCAACAGAACAGUGUCAUACAGUUAUAACAAGCUUUAACUAACAAACGGCGGAGGAGAACUUGUAACUUUCGUUUUUUUGUUACAGCUGCCUCUACAGUGUUUGAGUUUUUGAAGUUAUACGUACACACCUACGAUAAUCAAUUACUGCAAAAAAAGUACGCUUAAGUUGCAAACGUGGUUAACAAUUAAUUCAUGAUUAACUUGCACUUGAUACUUUAUUCUUCGACGAACAGACAUCUUCCUGUGAUGUUACCUUUGCGCGGACUGCUGGUCAUAUUGGCCUUGGCGGUAAUGGGGCCGAAAGGGGCCUCUGGCCACGGACGGAUGGUGGAGCCGGCGGCACGCAACGCCAUGUGGCGCCUCAACUACAAGAACCCCCGCAACUACAACGACAUGGGCCUCAACUGUGGAGGAUUCACGAACCAGUUCGAACGUCAGGGUGGACAGUGUGGGGUGUGCGGCGACCGCCCGGAGGGCCCACGUGACCACGAGGCGGGUGGCAAGUACGCCAGGGGCGUCAUUGCCCGUCAGUACAAGGUGGGCGCUUUCAUCAACGUGACCGUAGAGCUCACCAGCAACCAUCAGGGCUACUUUGAGUUCCGGUUGUGUCCGGUUAACGACCCCCGGAAGAAGGCAACACAUGCGUGCCUGGACCGCCACCUCCUCAACAUCGUAGGUCACGGCACGCGCUACUUCAUCACCGUGCCAGACGGGUCCGUGGUCAUUGAGCUGAUGGUGAUGUUGCCGCCCAAUCUCCAGUGCUCCCAGUGCGUCCUUCAGUGGAAAUGGGUCGCCGGUCAGAGUAUGGGGCCAGACGGAUACGGUGGCGAGUGUCUCGGCUGUGGAAAUCAGGAACACUUCAUAAACUGCGCUGAUGUCGCUAUCGGCCCCAAUGCAGUGUCGCCCCUGCCACCGCUGGCUCCUGGUAUUACACCUCCCGCCGCUCCGGCUCCCGCACCUGCGGUCGCGGCUCCAAACACAAAUUACGUCGCUGCUGGGCCUACAUACAACGUCCAAUCUGCUUCGGAUACGCAAAUGGACACCGGAGUGGCUCUUAUGAAACAUGUUCUCCAGCGGCUUUUACAUGCCCAGAAAAAGGAGGCAGCAACUCAACCGUGGGCCGGCCUGCCGGCGGCUGCUCCUAUCGCUCCGACAAAUCAGUGGAACCCUCCCGCCCCUCAACCGACAUGGCAGCAAGCGCAAACACCAACACCCUGGCAGGCACCAACACCCGCUCCUUGGAAACCUACAACUUCCCGGCCGUGGCAUCAGUCUGACUCUUCUAACACGGAGGUGAACUAUCCUGGAUACGAACCUGGGGAGUAUCCGGAGCAAGGAGAAUCUCCAUCAUCCGGAAGCAGUCAAGGGUCGCAGAACGAACUUUACAUUAAAGGAUACAAUGAUGCACUCAAACAGUUCCAGAAAUCAUUCGGCAUGCCGGGCCUUAACAUCAAAUCAAAUGCGCCAUUCAAUGAAGCUUCACUUGCUUUCCAAGAAUCACAGAAAAAUAUCGUACCGUCAUAUGGAGGCAGUUCAUCUGGGGCGUGUCCUGACGGUUCAGAGUUUGAAUGCCGAGCGACAAACACACUGCAGGGCACUGAUUUUGACUCUUUCUGCCAAGGCGCGUGCGUGAACGGACAGUGCCCCACUGAUCUGUGUGCGUGCACGUGUCCCGGUGGGACCCAGGGCUGGAGCGGUGCUGAAAACAGCAGUAGCGGAGGCGCAAACUGUCGUGGCGUGGACAGGUCGAAGGGUUCCGCAAUGGACCGCUGGUGCACUCUUAACUGCCAACAAAACAACUGCCCGAGUAGCAUAUGCACGUGUAGUUAAUCAUUCUACCAUCGAUCACCAAUUUACCUGCACCACCCCGUGCACAACGUGGACGGUACGACGCCAUGAUGCUCAAUUUGUAAAGCAUUGCUUGACUUUUCGACAGUCGCGUCUGCAUUUGAAUGUUCAUUGAGGGCUGAAAGGUUAUAUCCUUCGUCUUUCAUUUGAUUUAUAUCAUACUGUACAGUUUUCCUUUUCAUGUUUUUAGCAUAUUUCCCCAUUUUCACAUUGUUUGCGUUACCAUGACAUUAAGAAAGGAGAAGUCAUAAAACUGUUAACACUAAACGUCUGAGCAUAAAGGUCUCUUUUCUUUUAAGGAAAUUACUUUUCAUGCGACAUUUACUAGAUACGUGUCAGGAUGCUGAGUGUUUUAAUGUUGUAUAACGGUUGUAUAUAAAACAAGUAUUUUAUUUGUUUGACAUAUGUGAUUUACAAAAAAAUGUACUGAUUGAUGUAGUUUAGUUGUCUACAAUGUAGAAUCAUUCAGGUACUGACGGUAUAUGUUAAUUUGCGGGAUGCUUACAACAUCGUAGUGUUAAUGAAUGCUUACAUUUUUUACUUUCAUAAUUGUAUAUGUCGUGGCGCGCGUUACUGUGACUGUCAUCCAUGGUUGUUUAAUUUAUGAAUUGUCUCAAAUAAAACAGAAAUAUUAUUAAAAGUUUGAAAAAUG
Messenger RNA from Mya arenaria, 2523 nucleotides. RefSeq lists its product as uncharacterized. The transcript is spliced from 3 exons. Lineage: Eukaryota; Metazoa; Mollusca; Bivalvia; Myida; Myidae. The coding region runs from base 216 to 1853 and encodes 545 amino acids. The record is from RefSeq and is a predicted model, not a curated record.